AGUCUGUUUAGCUGCAGAAUGUCAGAGGAGCGAGGAAAGGACUUUCUGUCUGAGAUGAGUCUCUCAGAGGAACAGAGUGUAAGAUCAGGCUCACAUGUGUCCAGCUCUGUGUCUGUGAAGAGUGACCGUUCAAAGGGAGGUGAGCAACCAGACUUAAGUGAGAACAAAUCAUCAUCUCCCAAAAGUGUAAGAUCAGGCUCACAUGUGUCCAGCUCUGUGUCUGUGAAGAGUGACCGAUCAAAGGGAGGUGAGCAACCGGACUUAAGUGAGAACAAAUCAUCAUCUCCCAAAAGUGUAAGAUCAGGCUCACAUGUGUCGAGCUCUGUGUCUGUGAAGAGUGACCGUUCAAAGGGAGGUGAGCAACCAGACUUAAGUGAGAACAAAUCAUCAUCUCCCAAAAGGUAUUUCAUUGGUUUUUAAUUGUUUGUUGAAAAAAUACAAUAUGUGCACAUACAAAAACUUUUGGCAGGCGCACGAUCAAAUCAAUCACUUUACUGUAAGUAAACAAGAAUCCACUG
Molecule: messenger RNA, 518 nt
Organism: Carassius carassius (crucian carp)
Lineage: Eukaryota; Metazoa; Chordata; Actinopteri; Cypriniformes; Cyprinidae
Product: another transcription unit protein-like
Exons: 4
Coding region: 19-420 (133 amino acids)
Source: RefSeq, a predicted model, not a curated record